Symbiodinium pilosum is the source of this 522-nucleotide messenger RNA. Lineage: Eukaryota; Dinophyceae; Suessiales; Symbiodiniaceae. The record is from the annotation of a GenBank genome assembly.
AUGUGUGUGUGUGUCAUCCUUGCAAUGACUGGCCAUGCGAGUGUGAUCUGUGUGCUUGCAGAGGGCGCGGCUCCCGGGCUGGAGAGGAAAGUUGCCGUUCUUCCAGAACAUCCCCGCAGCAAGGAUCUUGCUGCAGCUCUCCAGCACAACAAAGCCAUCACCACCCUCGACUUGUUCGACAACGGAAUCGAUGAUGAGGGUGGGAAGGCUCUUGCUGAAGCUCUCCAGCACAACAGCACCUUAAUCAGCCUCAACUUGCCGUUGAACGGAAUCGGUGCUGAGGGUGGGAAGGCUCUGGCUGAAGCUCUCCAGCACAACAGCAUGUUGUGCACCCUCAACUUGAAGUACAACGACAUCGGUGAUGAGGGUGGGAAGGCUUUCCUGAAGGCCCUGAGGCAGAACGCCACGGUCACCAACCUAAACUUGCAUAAGAAUGGAAUCAGUGAGGAGAUUUUGAAGCAGGUAGAUCGGGCGCUUGCGCUGCUUGCGCGAAUCGGGGGGAGGACCAGGAACACCUGGUGA